Molecule: messenger RNA, 1135 nt
Organism: Pelagomonas calceolata
Lineage: Eukaryota; Pelagophyceae; Pelagomonadales; Pelagomonadaceae
Source: the annotation of a GenBank genome assembly
GGAGAGCGUCGCCGCUCUGCGUGAGUAGGGCUGCCCCUCGACGCCGUCGACGCGCCAGGAUGGGCCCGCCGGCCUACGACGGGACGCGCCACGCCGCCGGGACCCACGGCCUGCGCUGGGGCCCCAACAAUGUCGUGAGCAGUGGGUGCCGCGACGGCAGCGUGGCCCUCUGGGACCCAAACACCAAGACCAACAUGAUAUUAGGGGGAGGCCACGACGGCGACGCGGAUCCGACGGGGCGCUGGGUGCGCUGCACGGCCUGGAGCCCGGACGGGAGCUUGCUGGCCUCGGGCGGGCCGCGACGCGUCUGCGUCUGGACGGCCGAAGGCGAGUUGAAGUGUUCCCUCAACCUGGCCUCGGCGACGGCCGUCGCUGAGAAUGAAGACGACCCCGAGCCCUACUACGUCUUAGGGUUGUGCUGGGUCGACGAGACCACGCUGGCCAUCGGCGGCGGCUCGCACGACGUGGCCGUCUGGAAGCUCGAGGAGGGCAAUCUCCGGUUUUCCCUCGCGUGCCACGACCACGAGGAUUCCAUCAGGUGCCUCGCGGCGUGCAACGGGCGGUUGGCGUCCGGUUCUGAUGAUUGCACCGUGAGGGUCUGGGACGGCACGCCCGCGCCGUCCGAUAUUAUUACAAGGGGCUUCGGCGCCGCCGUGACGUGCGUCUGCUGGUCGCCGGACGGCGCGCUGCUGGCGGCGGGUUCCGCGGACUCGUCUGUUCGCGUCGCGCGCGCGGAGGCGGGCCGCCAAUUCGGCGCCGUGGCCUGGGUCUGGCGCGGCAACGCUGAAAAAGUGACGGCGGGCGUCGCUUCCAUUGAUUUCAGCCGGGACGGCACGCGUUUAGCUGUGGCGGCCGAGGGCCGCGUUUUUGUCUUCGGGGGUGUCCUGGACGCGACGUUAGGUGAUAUGAUGGCCUGUAUCGACGCGCCGGGUUUACGUUAUGAUGUCCAGUUCGCGCCGGACGGCCGCCAGUUAGUUUAUGGGAGGUCGCUGAAGCGCGAGCCGGUCGCGUCGGACAACGUCGGCGACGAGUGGCCCGUGGCGUUCGUCGACGCGCCGCUGAUCGACGAUGAUCCGUACUGAACGACGACCCGUACUGAAGCAGGCUUGGUGGGGAGUAAGUUGCGGGGAUGCAG